AUGGAGGAGCAUUACAAAGCGCGUGGUAUUGAGCUCAACGAGGCGCGCCUGCGUAUGGCGGCACUGCCGUCGCCCGCCGACGAGGUGCUGUUCACGCCGGGGCUGUGGGUGCCGCUGGCGGUGGUGGACCGGGUGUACGUGCUGCCGGGUAUACCGAGGCUCUUCCAGGCCAUGGUGUCCGCACACCAGGACCGCUUCGUUGGGCCCCUCAGCAGCACGCGGCUGCUGUACACGCACCUGGGGGAGGGGGACGUGGCAGAUCCGUUGGCUGAGGUUGCCAAGGCACACACGGGGGUCAGCAUCGGCUCGUACCCCAACACCGCGUCGGGCGAUGCUGCGGACGCCUAUAAGGUGAAGCUCGCCUUCACCAGCAGGGACGCGGGGGCACUGGACGCUGCCCUCGCGGCGGCCAGGGCGGCGCUGCCUGAGACGUUUGAGUUGGAUGCAGCGGCGACACAGUAA
Messenger RNA from Monoraphidium neglectum, 462 nucleotides. RefSeq names its product molybdopterin binding domain-containing protein. Bases 1 to 462 code for a protein of 153 amino acids. The record is from RefSeq and is a predicted model, not a curated record. The transcript has 4 exons. NCBI's taxonomy places the organism in Eukaryota, Viridiplantae, Chlorophyta, Chlorophyceae, Sphaeropleales, Selenastraceae.